This is a messenger RNA of Dermochelys coriacea (leatherback sea turtle), 3859 nucleotides long. RefSeq names its product adaptor related protein complex 5 subunit zeta 1 (gene AP5Z1). The transcript is spliced from 19 exons. The coding region runs from base 1365 to 3686 and encodes 773 amino acids. The record is from RefSeq and is a predicted model, not a curated record. Gene Ontology annotation, cellular component: AP-5 adaptor complex. NCBI's taxonomy places the organism in Eukaryota, Metazoa, Chordata, Testudines, Dermochelyidae.
ACCAGGACACUUGGGUUGCGUGGAGAGCGGGGCACCAGGACGCCUGGGUUCCUUGGCUUGCGUGCCCCGCGUGGGGAGAGAAGCACCAGGACGCCUGGGUUCCUUGGCUUGCGUGCCCCGCGUGGGGAGAGGGGCAGCCGGACGCCUGGGUUGCAUGCCCCGCGUGAGAGGGGUUGCCUGUCCCUAGAUAGGUGCCUGGCUCUGCUCAGGGCAGUGAUCGCUGCGGGCAGGCACGGGGGAGGUUGUGCCUCGGUUGGUGCAUUAAGCAACACAGUUCCCGAGGCUGUGAGCGUUCCCUGCGUUUUGUGCUCCUCAGACACUGACCUCUGCAAACCCAGUGGGAAGGGGAGUGGUGUUCUCCCCAUGUCCUAGCCAGGAAGGCUGAGGCAGGGGUGUGAAGUGAUUUGCCCAAUCUGUCGCCGCUAGAAGGAGACACUUCAGACAGGUGGCUGCCUCUUGGAACUGGUCUCCACUUCCCCAUUGCUGACCGUAGGCAGUGGCAGCGGGUGCAGCUGAACUGUUACUGGAAACAAUUCCAGGUUCAGCCUUCUCAGAAGCCCUCCUGAAACCUUGCUCCCAAGGAUGCAACUAAAUACUGCUCUUUCAGAGGACUGCUGAGAUACCAGCAGGAUGAUGUGUUCAGAGGAGAGUUGCAGACAUCCUUGGGUCUCCCAAGCUUUGGCUUUGUUUUCAUUCUGGCAAACGAAGGGAUGAAUGGCUUGUUAUGAGGCGAUAUUAAAGCUUUUUCCCACUUAAAUUGCCAGUUUAGCAGCCGUAGCUUUGAAGUAGUAGUAGCUAUUUAUUUCCUUUCUUUAAAGACACUUGCCAUUUGAGUAAUGGCUUAGAAAUUGGAUUCUAAUAGAAUAGAAUAGAAACUGCAUAGCACAAAAAUAAAGGGGAAAUGGUUUUAAAGGAACAAACAUUUCAGACAGUUCAAAUAACAGAAAUAGGUUUGAUACCAGUAUUUUGUCUUUGAGGUUAACAGAGCAGUGGAAUAUGGACUUCUGUGUAGGGGAAGGUAUUGCCUCAGCACUCCCUUUCUCCUGUUUUCGUUUCUGUAUGUUUUAGACCAUGAAAUUUUACUGGUUUAGGGCUUCCUAAUUACUGUGUUGCUCUUCUUCGCUAGGGAGAUCCAGGAUGAAGAACUGUGGAGAUUUAGUUCCCGAAUCACAAGCCUUCUCCAGAAUCACGACUUGGGAAAUGAUACCAUUGACUGUUUACAGAGACUUUUCCUUAUUGUUUCAGCCACAAAAUAUGGCCGGAAUACACAGGAGAUUCAAUGCAGUCUGUUCUUGACAGAUCAGAAAUGAAGGCUGGGUGACUGCAAAAAAUUCCCCUUGCUGAAAAUGCUGUGCUAGUUUCAGAUGUUGAAAUCCAGUCCACUCUCUUUCCCCUUGCAAACUAGAGACCCUAUCCAGCUUCUCUUAAAGUUGGAUGGCAAAUUUGUAGAGCUAUUGCAGAAAGUUCUGUGUUUGCCCAAGUGUCCUGAGCAGAUUCAGGCUCUGUGUGCUGCCAUUUUGAGAGAGAUGUCACCCAGCAAUUAUCUGAUCCUAUCCUGCGAUGAAAUCCAGGAUGCAAAGCUCUUGAGUCUAGUGUCCUCCAUCCUCUUGGCUCAGGGAAAUAAAAAAGCUGAGGCGUUAGCAGUGGGGCAGCGUGUUGUAAAAGUUCUGGAAGGGCGACUGCCUGAGGGUCAGAGUUCACGGCACCUUCUUCCUCUACUCUCCAAGAUCAUCAGUCUAUCGCCAGCAAACCUAAGUGAAGAUCAGACCAAUCUGGUCAAUAAAAGGAUGGUGGACUGGCUGAGAUAUGCAAGUGUUCAGCAAGGAGUUGCACAGCCCUCUGGAGGCUUCUUCUCCAAUCCCAGGGCAAGGCAGCCUGGCCCUAUCACAGAGGUGGAUGGUGCAAUCGCGACAGACUUCUUCACAGUGCUCUCAGUUGGUCAAUAUUACACAGAGGACCAGUGGCUAAACAUGCAGGCCUUUUCCAUGCUACGCAAGUGGCUGCUGCGCUAUGGGAGCGAGGGGGCAAACAGCCCUAAUUCAGAUGACAAAUCAGAGGUAGAUGGGUCUAUCAUGUCCAUGGUCUCUGCCACCUCCACCUCCAGUCGCCUGCUUCCCCCAAAGGAGCGUCUAAGAGAGAAGGCUUUUGAAUACUGCCAGCGGCUUAUCGAGCAAAGCAACCGGCGGGCCCUGAAGAAACCAGAUGGGGACCUGCAAAAAGCUUGUCUCAUUGAGGCUGUCACUAUCAUGGAUAUUAUCUGCAGGCAGGACUCCAACUAUGUGUACCGGACGCUCUCCUGCCUGAAGAUCUUGCAUGGCAGAAUCAGUGGGGACCUUGCUUAUGCCAGGGCACUGCUGCCCAUUGCUCAGUUCUUCCUGAACCACAGUGAGACCGCAGCAGUGGAUUCAGAGGCAGUUUACAAGCACUUGUUCACCAGGAUUCCUGCUCAGCUCUUCCACAGCCCAAUGAUGGCCUUUGAGUUUAUCCAGUUCUGCAGGGACAACAUCCAAUUCUUCACAGAGAACCUCAGCAUCUUCAGACGGAGCUUCCCAAACCUCUUCAAGCUCCUAGCAUGGAAUAGCCCAGCCUUGAUUUCUGAGUUCAUGGACCUUCUGCCACCUCUGCUUGGUGCAGACACAGCCAUCGAGAUCUUUCACUUGCUGCUUGACCUGCCGUGUUUGGCGGCUACUCUGGACAUCCAGCUGAGAUCUGCCUCUGUCCCCAUCUCUGAGAGAGCCACCUGGGAUCCUGCUGCAAAGCCAGCCAGCUGCCUGGAGGCCUUCCGCCACCCGCUCUACAGAAGCACCUUUCAGUAUCUCCUCCGCAUUGAGACCGCCCCCAGAGACCCCCCUGAGCGGUUGGCUCCUCUUCGCCAGCUGCUGGGGUCCAUGGCCAGCUGUCCACGGGUUGUGCAGUGUGCAGACACCAUCCCUGUCUUACUGCGGCUCUACUUCAGUGUGGUUGCAGAGUUUGCAGACGGCCCCCUGAUAAACCAGCUGGUGUUGGUGCUGCUGGAGAGGAGUGAGCAGCUCUACGAGAUCCCGGCAUUUAAGGCUGAUGUCCAUAGAGUGCUGAGCUCCCAGCUGGUGCUUCUGUGUAAGCUGCACCCCUCCCUGGUAGUGGAACUGUCCAAGGAGCUUUUGGAGUUUUCAGGAACCGUCAGCAACAUCCGGAACAAAGAGGAUAUCUUCACCUACGUGGUCUGGGCUAUUGGAGAGUACAUGUCUGUGUCAUACGACAAAAGGUGCACCGUGGAGCAGAUCAACAAGUUCUUUGAAGCCCUGGAGGCCAUGCUGUUUGAAAUCACGCAACUCCGGCCCUCGGCCAGCAUCCCCAAGUACUCGCCCCGUGUCAUCACGGUUCUCAUGACAACGCUGACCAAACUGGCAUCACGCAGCCAAGAUUUGAUCCCCAGGAUGUCCCUAUUCCUGUCCAAGAUGAGAGCGUUUGUUCAGAGCCCUGCCAUGGCCUCGGUGUACAGUGAGGAAGACAGUGAGGAGAUCCUGACCCGAGCCGCUGAGCUGAUGAACCUGUUGAAAAUGCCCAGUGUGGCUCAGUUUGUGCUGACGCCAUCAGCAGAGGUUGCCAGCCCACGGUUUCACCGAGACACUAAUGUGUCCCUACCUCUCGCCAUGAAGACGGCUAGCCGGCUUUUAGAAAGGGGGACUGGCUUCGUGCCAGGGUGAGGUGAUGGCAUUUUUGAGUGUACACUGCAGAGACCUGGCUGGCUCUGUGCUGUAUUUUGACUAACCUGCUGCUACUGACUCUGCUUAAUGGAAUAUGGGGAAGGAGGAGGGAUGAGGCUCUGCUCCAAGCUGCACCUUCCUGGAAAUGGGCAAUAAAUGGCGGAAAAGAGGAA